AACCACAUAUCUUCUCUCUCGAUCUCAUUAUAUCUCCUAACUCUCCAUAGAAGCUCUUAAUCUCCUUCACAUCUGAUUAAGGUGAAUAAGAGCUCAAGGCAAUGGCUGAACAACAACUAGGAGUGCUAAAGGCACUCGACGUUGCAAAGACACAACUAUACCAUUUCACGGCGAUCGUCAUCGCCGGUAUGGGUUUCUUUACAGACGCAUACGAUCUCUUCUGCGUCUCCUUGGUGACCAAGCUCCUUGGCCGCCUCUACUACUUCAAUCCAUUGUCAGACAAGCCUGGCUCACUUCCUCCUCAUGUUGCGGCCGCCGUCAACGGUGUGGCUCUCUGCGGGACCCUUAUGGGCCAGCUCUUCUUCGGAUGGCUCGGUGACAAGCUCGGACGAAAGAAAGUUUACGGUAUCACUUUGAUCAUGAUGAUCGUGUGCUCUGUAGCUUCCGGUCUAUCCUUCGGUAACAAAGCCAAGGGUGUCAUGACCACUCUUUGCUUCUUCAGAUUUUGGUUGGGAUUUGGUAUUGGAGGUGACUACCCUCUUUCUGCCACCAUCAUGUCUGAAUAUGCUAACAAGAAGACCCGUGGUGCUUUCAUCGCUGCCGUGUUCGCCAUGCAAGGUAUCGGUAUCUUGGCCGGAGGUUUUGUGGCACUUGCUGUCUCUUCCAUAUUCGACAAGCAGUUCCCAUCUCCGACAUAUGCGGAAGACAGGGUUCUCUCAACACCUCCUCAAGCUGAUUACAUUUGGAGAAUCAUCGUCAUGUUUGGUGCCUUACCCGCAGGCUUGACCUACUACUGGCGUAUGAAGAUGCCAGAAACCGCUAGGUACACCGCUUUGGUGGCCAAGAACAUCAAACAAGCCACACAAGACAUGUCCAAGGUCUUACAAGUUGAGCUUGAAAUGGAGGAAAGAGCUGAGGAUAUUGUUAAAGACCCUAGAUUAAACUAUGGCUUGUUCUCCAAGGAAUUCCUUAAGCGUCAUGGUCUUCCCCUUCUCGGAUGUACCUCCACUUGGUUCUUGCUUGACAUUGCCUUCUACAGCCAAAACUUGUUCCAAAAGGAUAUCUUCUCGGCUAUCGGAUGGAUCCCAAAAGCAUCAACCAUGAACGCCAUCCAUGAGGUUUUCAAGAUUGCUAGGGCUCAGACUCUCAUCGCCCUCUGCAGUACUGUUCCUGGUUACUGGUUCACCGUCGCGUUUAUUGAUAUCAUGGGAAGAUUUGCCAUCCAGCUAAUGGGCUUCUUCAUGAUGACUGUCUUCAUGUUUGCCAUUGCCUUCCCUUACAAUCAUUGGAUCAAACCAGACAACCGUAUCGGAUUCGUGGUUAUGUACUCUCUCACUUUCUUCUUUGCCAAUUUCGGACCAAAUGCAACCACUUUCAUUGUCCCCGCUGAGAUCUUCCCGGCUAGGUUAAGGUCCACAUGCCACGGAAUAUCAGCCGCAACAGGUAAGGCUGGAGCAAUCGUUGGAGCCUUUGGGUUCCUUUACGCGGCUCAGCCACAGGACAAGACCAAGACGGACGCGGGAUACCCACCGGGCAUUGGAGUCAAGAACUCAUUGAUCAUGCUUGGUGUCAUUAACUUCAUCGGUAUGCUCUUCACCUUCCUUGUUCCUGAGCCCAAGGGCAAGUCCCUAGAAGAACUCUCUGGUGAGACUGAGGCUGAGAAAUGAUCACGAUGUAACUAGUCAAUGAUUUCUGACGAUUAUCCUACUAUAUUUCUGUUUUGUUAAUUUUAUUAUUUGGAGUGCGAUGUUUUGUUUUGUUUUCUUUUCAUUGUUUGCUGACGUUGAAGUUAUGUUGUUAUAAUUAA
Messenger RNA from Eutrema salsugineum, 1807 nucleotides. RefSeq names its product probable inorganic phosphate transporter 1-3. Bases 102 to 1667 code for a protein of 521 amino acids. The record is from RefSeq and is a predicted model, not a curated record. The transcript is spliced from 3 exons. Lineage: Eukaryota; Viridiplantae; Streptophyta; Magnoliopsida; Brassicales; Brassicaceae. Gene Ontology annotation, cellular component: membrane. Gene Ontology annotation, molecular function: phosphate transmembrane transporter activity. Gene Ontology annotation, biological process: transmembrane transport; phosphate ion transport.